UCUUGACGUGUUUCGUUCAAUCCCGUUUGUGUAGUCUAUUAUUAAAGUUGGAAGAAUAGAUCAGCAUAGAUAUUAAUAGUAUUCUUCGCUUGUGCGUGCAAUGUGUUUAUCGAAUCAAUAAAAUAACAUUAAAAUUAAACGCAUAAAUUGGACAUCGCAAGUUUGUCGCAGUUGCAUGAUCGUUAAAGGAAGCACGUUUUGUUUCUGGGCUUGAUUAUGUUCACUGCUUGUCUAAUAUAAGCAUAUAAUUUCGUAAUAUUCGCGACAAAAGACAAAAUGUUGACUCCACGCUUUGAACUUAGCCAGACUGACACGGAACUUGCAAUAAUUAUACAUGCUCCGUACGCUAAUAUAAAAGAUGCAGAAGUGAGUGUUGAGGGGACAGAUUUCAGAUUUUUUUCCACUCCGUAUUAUCUAAGAUUAAAAUUACCAGGUGAAAUAGAGGAGAAUGAUUCAUCUUCUGGUUCUUACAACUGCGAAAGCGGUACUUUCUCUCUAAAAUUCUCAAAAGUAAAUAAGGGAGAGCAUUUCGGAAACUUAGACAUGAUAACUACUCUCUUGGCACCACCGAAAAAGAGGAGUACCAUCAUUCCUAACAUCGAAGUAAUUGGUAAUCCAUCUGCAGAUUCGGCAGACGUAGCUGAAAACUUAAAUGAUAACGUUACUGCGGAUAAUGACAAUUCAGAAGAAUGGUUUUUCCCACAAAACGUUCCGCAGACCACAGAAAAUGUAUCAUUCCUCAAUCCAAAAUAUGGUUUUGCAAACAAACUAUCGGGAGCUUUACAUGCUUUUGAACCAGCAUGGAUCAGAGAAAUAAUAGAUCUCCCCACUCCCGACACAACUCCUGAAGAAGAAAGAAAGAAUUUACGAAAGAAACGUGAAUCGGAGGAUUUUAAAGAAGACCACUAUAUGGCAGAUCUCAUGGAGCCAGAAUGUAUUGAACCGUAUAUAACACAUACAGCAGAGUGGGAUACGUUGCAGAAAGAUGAUAUUACGUUUACCGGAGAGGAGGUUGAUUUGUUGAAGGAAUUGCCGAAUAAGGAAUUCUUAUUAGACGCUGCGGACAUUCGUGGAUUGUCGUUUGCUCUUGUAGAUAUUUUAUAUGCCAGUUGUUACAAUUAUCGAACCACAGAAGGAGAAAAUACCGUGGAAAGUGGUUGGACCGUUAAUAAAUUAAGUUCUACGUUAUGUUGGUUCCAAAACUUUACUUCAAUGGAUGAAGUUGUAACAGCGUGCUUUCGAAGGUCACUUUGUUACCCACUUUUUAGGAAUUGGCGGCUCUCCAUGAAAGUUCUCGAUGAUGUUAAAAAAGUUCUUUCAUUAGGGAAAAAAUAUGUUAUUAAACGCUACUGCGAGGUGCACAAACUUUUUGUUCACUCGUAUGAACCACGCUACAUAUUAAAUCAAUUAUAUAUACAGGAUUUUUUAAUUUGGUUGCAAAGUUGUCCCGAAUCCUUAAUAGAAUCAGCACAUUCUAUGUUAAAUGAGAUUCAGCCAAGCAAGGCAAGCGUGGGACUGGAUUUAGUAGAACUCGAAGCAGCAGCUUAUUCCGUUCAAGAAGAGGGGCUUGUCAUAGAAAAUGCUGUUCACAAAAUGGUCGAAGAGUUUGAUCAAAUGAAUAUGAAUAAUGCUACAAAUGCUACAAACCAGUCAAAAACUAUAUAUCAUGUUAAUCAAAAAGAAUUUAAACAUUUGUUAUCCAGCAGUUCGAGUUCAGAAAGCAGCGAUACAGAUUCUGACAGUAGUACCACUUCAAGCACUAGUAGCAGCCCUCUUGACUCUGAUGAUUUUAGCGAGCCUGAAUGAGGUAAAGGGGACAAUUAACAAAGGAGAUAAAUUGAAAUCCUCGAUAAUUUCUUCAUUUUGCUAUAAUUAUAUUUUAUUUUGCUAUAAUUAUAGUUGUACUAUAUUUUUGUAAAAAUAAAUAGUAAUCUUCGUGUUAUAUUAACCAUUUACUAAGGAUAAGGAAAAUCGUAAAAUAUUGAAUCUUAUUUUUUUAUCGUAGUAUUGUACUUACACAUAUUCGUGAUACUUUAUAUGAUACUUUGCACGAUGUGAAUCUGCCACCUAUAAUUUUUAUGGUAACGAUGAUCUUCCAUAUAUUAUGCUACGUAAGUCAUGUUAUGUAAAUCAUGUUGAAUUUAUAUUUGUGUAAAAAAUAAUAUACAAAAGUUUACCUAUGAUAAAA
This is a messenger RNA of Ooceraea biroi (clonal raider ant), 2188 nucleotides long. Its product is annotated as protein SHQ1 homolog. The record is from RefSeq and is a predicted model, not a curated record. Gene Ontology annotation, cellular component: cytoplasm; nucleoplasm. Gene Ontology annotation, biological process: box H/ACA snoRNP assembly. NCBI's taxonomy places the organism in Eukaryota, Metazoa, Arthropoda, Insecta, Hymenoptera, Formicidae.